Penicillium canariense is the source of this 1563-nucleotide messenger RNA. RefSeq names its product MATE family efflux transporter. The transcript has 2 exons. Gene Ontology annotation, cellular component: membrane. The record is from RefSeq and is a predicted model, not a curated record. Bases 1 to 1563 code for a protein of 520 amino acids. Gene Ontology annotation, molecular function: antiporter activity; xenobiotic transmembrane transporter activity. Gene Ontology annotation, biological process: xenobiotic detoxification by transmembrane export across the plasma membrane. Lineage: Eukaryota; Fungi; Ascomycota; Eurotiomycetes; Eurotiales; Aspergillaceae.
AUGCCUCACAGUGGCGAGCAUGGCAAUGAUAUUGUGCCAGAUGAGGACUUCCAGGAAUGGAAUGAAACACCUCCCAACGAGUACACUUCCCUUCUCCCGAAGCCGAUCGACCCCGAAGCCGCGCCAGUAAAUUGUCAUUGGAGCGGAAGACACGAAGGCAAAGUGACAAGGGUGCGGAUACUGCUUGCAGAGUUUUGGAAGUUGACGCAAGGUUCCAUUCCUGUCAUUUUGGCCUACACGCUGCAGAUGAGCCUACAAACCGUCACCGUCAUCAUCAUUGGACACUCGUCUCCAAUGAAUUUGGCUGUCAGCGCAUUCUCAAUGAUGUUUGCAUUGGUCACUGGGUGGAUGAUUGCACUUGGUGGAACAACUGCGCUGGAUACGCUUGCUUCAUCUGCGUUUACUGGGAGUGGAAACAAACACGACCUCGGAAUUCUUCUCCAACGAGCAUUCCUGGUUCUUGGUCUCCUUUACGUCCCCGUUGCUGUUCUAUGGGCCUGCUCGAAUGCAUUUUUCCAAGCUCUUGGACAGGACCCGGAGCUAUCCUAUCAAAGCUCCCGAUUUUUGACGGCUUUGAUACCGGGCGGCCUAGGGUAUAUUUACUUUGAAAUCAUGAAAAAGUAUUUGCAGGCCCAGGGAAUAAUGAGCGCCGGAACGUACGUCCUCAUGAUCACCUCGCCUUUCAACGCAGGGCUUUGCUAUUUCCUCUGUUAUACCCUGGAUGUCGGACUUCUCGCGGGUCCUAUCGCCGCAGGUAUCUCAUACUGGCUCUCUUUCAUUCUCCUGGUGCUAUAUGCCCGAUUCGUUUCUGGUUCUGAAUGCUGGGGUGGGUGGUCGCGAGCGGCCCUGGAAAAUCUGGGGACCUUCGCAAGACUAGCCAUCCUAGGGUUCUUCCACGUCGGUACUGAAUGGUGGGCAUUUGAAAUCGUUGCACUGGUAGCUGGGCGACUGGGCACAAUUCCACUUGCUGCACAGAGUGUCAUCAUGACGGCUGAUGGGAUCCUCAAUACAAUUCCAUUUGGACUUGGCGUUGCGACUUCAUCCCGCCUCGGUAACCAGCUUGGUUCCCGAAAUGCGAAGGGGGCAUCACUGACCGCGCACUCGUCGGCUGUCCUCUCGGUGAUAUUCGGCGCCGUGGUCCUUACGGUCCUCAUGAGCACUCGUGAUAAUUUUGCCAAAAUAUUCAACACUGACCCACGGGUCGUUGAGUUGACUGCAGACAUCCUACCAUUUGUUGCGCUGUUUCAAAUAGCGGAUGGUUUGAAUGGGAGUUGUGGCGGUAGUCUGCGAGGCAUGGGCCAACAGCAUCUUGGUGCUGCGGUGAAUCUUGUUAGCUACUAUUGCUUUGCGUUACCUUUAGGUAUAUACCUCGCAUUCCAUGGAUGGGGACUCAAAGGCCUAUGGGUAGGCCAGUGUAUUGCACUAUAUUGUGCUGGAAUUUUGGAGUGGGGUCUUGUGACCUUCACAAAUUGGGAGUCUCAGGUACACAAAGCUUUCCAGCGAAUGGAUGACCAAGGCAACUUGGACUCGGGAGUUGGACCAGAGAUAGGGGAGGAUCAAUGA